Molecule: messenger RNA, 891 nt
Organism: Cotesia congregata
Lineage: Eukaryota; Metazoa; Arthropoda; Insecta; Hymenoptera; Braconidae
Source: the annotation of a GenBank genome assembly
AUGGGAAAGUGUUCAGUUCCUUUUUGUAAAGGAAAAGCUCCUUUUACUUUUCCAAAAAACGAAAAACGUCGGAAUCUUUGGGAAAAAGCCAUAAGUGUCAAUUUUCAAUCAUCAAAAUCAUCAAGGUUAUGUUCGAUCCAUUUCGAAAAAGAUUUAAUUAUUGAAAAAAAAGAGAGUUUUUAUACAGGAGUCACAACAUCCAAGAAGUACUUAAAACCUAAUGCUGUACCAACACUUAUGUUGGAGCUUGAAGCAGAAAAAUCAAGGCGUUCAGAAAAAAUUCGGAAAGCUCUUUUCGAAGAAGAUUCUAACAAUUCAUCAUCAUCAUUGCCUUUGUCGCUUUUAGAUGAUCCAAUAAAUAUCUCUGAAAAUAUUGCCAACAGUUUGAUUGAAUCACCGAUAAAGAAUUGUAUAUCAUCAGUACCAUCAUCAUCAAAUGAAAAUAAUGAAAUUACUGAGCUACAAAAAAAAAUAGAGCUUCGAAGUUCACCAAUAAAUAAAGAAACAUUGAUAGAUCAUCAAAUUGAAGAGCUAUUUGCAUCAACUAAUAUUCAAGAUUGCUCAACAAUCUCAAGCAUGUCAUACAUAUCCACUGAUUACUAUAAUAUCGAUGUACAAAUGGAAGAAGAGGUCUAUUUAUUGCCAAUGUCAGAAAGUAGUAAUUCAGAUUACAUGGAAUCAAAUCAUGUGAAAUCGUUGGAAGUAAAAAAACAAAAAUCUUCUGCCGUGAGAAAAAAAUGUUUUAGUUCAGUUGGAAUCCAAGUUGGCCGUGGACCUUUAUCUGUUCAAUCAAUUUCUCACCGAGAUGAUGUAAUACAUUACUAUACUGGAUUAGGAAAUUAUGCCAAAUUUCAAUUUGUGUAUGGUACAUUAAGUGAUUAUAAAAUAUAA